AUGAUUGCGCUGCGCCGCGCCGCGCCGAUCUGUGGCGGUGCGCGUAUCCCCCGCAUAACCCGGCAGCGCGUCGACCGCCCUACGGCAUUGCGGAUCCCGCUCUUACGUGUGGCACAGGUGGCAUUUGGCAAUGUGCCUUCUUCCAGGGGUCAAGGUACCUCAUUCCAAGGUCCCCUUCUGAUUGAGCGGCGCAUGGGCUUCGGCACCCCUGGCCCCGAACAGGCAAUGGCCCCGUACGUCUUUUUGACGACACCAUGUCCCGAACAAUCAGAGGGUAUUAGAGUGGAGGUGGUGGUGGCCGCCUGGAGGUCCUGA
Molecule: messenger RNA, 315 nt
Organism: Colletotrichum lupini
Lineage: Eukaryota; Fungi; Ascomycota; Sordariomycetes; Glomerellales; Glomerellaceae
Exons: 1
Coding region: 1-315 (104 amino acids)
Source: RefSeq, a predicted model, not a curated record